UUUGUGAGAGAGAAAGUCAGCGUCCAAUUUCUCUCUCUAUAUUUCUCUCUCAAAUUCUAAUUUUUUUCAUAAAUAAACAAAGAUCCCAUUCCCAAAUUUCUUUCUCCCUAAUCUCGCCGGCGACAAAAAUUCUGCAUGUUUUCCGAUUGCUCUUCACCUGACACACUCAACUUCAAAACAUGUUCUGUAGUUUGUUUGAGAUGGACAAUAAUAAUUAUCAGCAAGCUGGUGAUUUGACUGAUGUGAUUCGACCGACUUCCGCCCCCGUCGCCGGUCAUUUCUCCUCCGAAUUCUCUCUCGACUCGUUUUCCGGUGAGGGACGACUCUGGUCGCACCUUCCUGCUGACAAUUCUUCCAUGAAUUUUGGAGAUCCGUUGUCGUUUCAGACUCGAGAUCCAUUUCUUCUUCCCCAUUUUUCUCCCUUCAACUUUGCUUCUGAUGGCGGCGGUGAGGGUUUGGCGGCGGACCAGCCGUCUAAUUUACUUUCGCAUAUGUUGCAGAUCUCUCCGAGUUCUGGUGAUGGUGUAAUUAGUACUCCUCCAUGUGAGUCGCUCGCCUCAGCAGUGGGGAAUUCUCCGAGCUCGACUUCAGUUCGUGGUGGCGGUGGUGUUGUGGUUCCGACCGGUGGCUCGAACCCUCUUUGUUUAAUGGAGAAUUCCGGGAUUCAGAUCUCUUCUCCACGAAAUUCCGCAAAUAAAAGAAGGAAGAGCCAAGUGAAGAAAGUGGUGUGUAUUCCGGCACCGGCACCGGCGAACAGUCGAUCAAGCAGCGGCGAAGUGGUUCCUUCUGAUCUAUGGGCAUGGAGGAAGUACGGGCAAAAGCCAAUCAAAGGAUCCCCAUAUCCAAGGGGAUAUUAUAGGUGUAGUAGUUCCAAGGGUUGCUCCGCUCGAAAGCAGGUUGAGCGAAGUCGUACAAACCCCAACAUGCUUGUCAUCACCUACACUUCGGAGCACAACCACCCAUGGCCUACUCAACGCAAUGCCCUUGCAGGUUCUACUCGUUCCCAUCCUUCUCGAACCACCACCACUACCGCCACUAAUAAAACCAGCCCGAAACAAGAGCGCAUUAAUGACAUCCUGCCAACGACAAUGAUAAAGGAGGAAGAGAUAGAUGAAGACCAAACGACAGAUAAAGCAGCGACAACAACAAAUGAUAACCAGGAGGAGGGUGAUCAUCAAGAUUUCCCUUUUGACUUAAUUUUCACUGAAUUUGCAGAUCAAAUGAACGACCUUGAGCACGAGAACGACCACGACCAUAGUCAUCAUCUUUCAGCAGACCCUCUGAACAACAAUAUGUUGAUGUUUGGUAGCCAUGGAUUUAGUACAGGAAAUGGAGAAGGCAGUAAAGAUCCAUUUUUGGAGCUCUAUGACUGGGCAGAAAAUUCAAGUGGAAGUUUGUUCAAAGAAGCCAAGGGAGGUUGAUGGAGGGUAAUUAUCACACCACAGUUUAAAGAGAGCUUUAUAUAUAAAAAUUAAUAACAAAACUAUAUAUAUAAAAUUUUAAACAUUAUAUACACAUGCAGC
Messenger RNA from Cucumis melo (muskmelon), 1523 nucleotides. RefSeq names its product probable WRKY transcription factor 14. NCBI's taxonomy places the organism in Eukaryota, Viridiplantae, Streptophyta, Magnoliopsida, Cucurbitales, Cucurbitaceae. The record is from RefSeq and is a predicted model, not a curated record. Gene Ontology annotation, molecular function: DNA-binding transcription factor activity; transcription cis-regulatory region binding. Gene Ontology annotation, biological process: regulation of DNA-templated transcription. The transcript is spliced from 3 exons. The coding region runs from base 180 to 1421 and encodes 413 amino acids. Gene Ontology annotation, cellular component: nucleus.